GGAAAGCAAACAUGUUACAAUAUAGGCAUUUAUUGUAAAGGGAUUUAUCAUUUACUUGAUAACAUUAUCUUGGUCUGUCCUUACUCAUUUCCAAACCGGACAUCGCGUUUGGUUCCUGUCCUACUAGGAAAUGUGAGGCCCCAUAGGGAGUUAUUGUCUUCAAUUGGCUUUCACCAAACAAACUGUACAGCUCUUGAAGAACUCGGUACUCGACUAGCUCACACUGACUGAGAGAUUUUUAAUAUGGUUGCGAUGUCGCCAGCAUCAACACUUUUCACUUCAGCGUCUAAUUUUUCGUCGAACGCAACGACGAGCACUCCGUCGGCUGCCCCAUUUGAAGUCAAUCCCAGUUUGGGACUUGUUGUGGAGGUCGUGAUUAUACUCCUGAUCUGUGGACAUUUUCUUAUCAUCACAACACUCGGUCUAUACAAACCGUGGAAUAUCGCCGACUUGCUGUUAUUUUCGCUCUCGGUGGCCGAUGCCGUAAACGCGGCGAUCCCACUUCAGAUGUUAAACUUAUUGAAUAACUUUAUCGGACCGCAUUUAUGGACUCGAGCGUCCUGCGCCGUGUUUGUUAUAUUGACCUACACAUUCCGUAUUGCCUCUGUGUGCACAAUAACUCUGAUAUCAGGCGAUCGAGCGAUUCUGUUGACGCGCCCACUACAGCAUCAUAUCAUUGUUACAACAGGGCGGGCGAGGCUGGCUGUCGUCGCGAUUUGGCUGUUUUCUAUUUUCAUGUCGAUAUUGCCUUUUAUUGGGGUUGGAAAACCAGGCUAUCGGGACGGCUUCUGCUUUUAUCAAUUGUUUGAUUUUGGAGUGGCGUAUGGCUAUAUCAUCGAAAGUAUUGGUAUCCUCCAGCUAAUUAUUGUAUUGGUCUGCUUCAUUGCAAUCAAGUUAUCAAGCUGGAAGUUUGUGAAGCGCCAGUCAACGAUGGCAGCCGCUAGACAAACUGGCGGGAAAAGUCAGCAAGCGCGGGAAACGGCUGGCACACGGCAAGUGAAGCAGAUGUCAACCAUGACGGCGAUCGUGGUGAUGCUGUACUACAUCAGUUGGUUGCCUUAUUUGUUAAUUAACCUUUACAGUAUGGUGACUGGACAAAUCAACCAUUCACUGGUGAUCAUCAUUGGUUUCUUCUCGCUUGUGAACGCUCUCAUCAACCCGAUCUUGUAUGGAAAAAUGAGCCUGAGAUACCGCCAAGGAUAUGUGUACAUCUUCAAGAAAAUCUUGUCUCUGUGCGGGGCACAAAAACCCGAUGGUUCAUUUUUUGAUGCUACUCGUCGAGCUGCCUCUACGAUGGCAAGACAUUCAGCGGCUCAAGCUUCGUACAAAUCAGCAGCUCGUAAAAGUAUUGAUAUUUCAAAUGAAGAAGACGGAGUGCAGAGAAUGGAUAAUAAUAGCACUUCUUCAAGAGCAGCUGGAGUAAGAUUUGAGGUCAACGACAAGCGAGUGGUGGAAAAUGAAGAGGAUGGAACACACAGCGGGAUUUUUCUGAUUGAGGACGGCAAUGCUAAUUUCAAAAGUCUAGACACCAGCUCUCUGCAGGUUUCUGCGCAGAACAAAGACGAGGAACAUAAAACGACUGAUUCCGAGUACACAACGCUGGAUCAAAGUUUUGACAGUGCCCUGUAGAAUUUAUACCAUUGCGUAUGCUCUGCUGCCGUUUGGGCUUAUCUCGUACCCAGUUUACUGCUUGACUCAGGGCCAUGCCUAGAGCCGCUGAUUAGGCGAUUUUGCAGUUGUGUGCUUAGUUACCUGGCCUAUGAAUGCAAGUGAGGCUAGAGGUGACCUUGCUUUGAUAC
Messenger RNA from Orbicella faveolata, 1799 nucleotides. Its product is annotated as histamine H2 receptor-like. Gene Ontology annotation, molecular function: G protein-coupled receptor activity. Gene Ontology annotation, cellular component: plasma membrane. The record is from RefSeq and is a predicted model, not a curated record. Gene Ontology annotation, biological process: G protein-coupled receptor signaling pathway. NCBI's taxonomy places the organism in Eukaryota, Metazoa, Cnidaria, Anthozoa, Scleractinia, Merulinidae.